AAAUGAGAAACCGUGUAAGAAAAAACAAUAUUGGACAGUUCUCCGACGAACAAAUGGAGAGAGCUGUUAAACUUAUUCUCGAAAAUAAAAUUAGCUUAAGAAGAGCAGCAGACGAAUGUAAUGUUAGUUUUGUUACAUUAUUUAGGUAUGUAAAAAAGCAAAAAGCUGCCAACGAUGAAGGAUCUAAUAUGAAAAUUCGUUUUACUCAUAAGUAUAAUUCCCGUUUAAUAUUCACUGCCGAACUAGAAAAACUUUUAUCAGAGUAUUUAUUGAUCUGUUCCAAAAUGUGCUACGGAAAAUCAACACGUGAUACACGUGAGCUGGCAAAUGAAAUGGCUAUGAUAAAUGAGAUAAAUGUACCUCCAAGCUGGCAUGUUAACUCAGCUGCUGGUUUGGACUGGCUAAGAGGUUUUUUAAAAAGAAAUACAACAUUGUCCAAAAGACAACCUGAGAAGUGUUCUCUUUCUCGCUGCACAUCAUUUUAUCGGCUACGAUAAUCUUAAAAGAAGCCUUACAACGUUCAACAAGUUUUGCAGAUGGUUCAAGGAUAUGGAAUUUAGAUGAAACUGCCACCUCUACAGUAAUAAAUAAAUCUGUCAAUAUUUUCCCUCUAGUCAUGGAGUGGACAUUUUUUUUGUAUUCUUUGCGCGGAUAUUUUCCCUCAAGUCAUUAAGCAUUUUAUUAAACAUACAUUGUCUUCAAAAGAAAACCCAACGUUACUAAUAAUGGAUAACCAUCACAGCCAUAUAUGCAUUGAAGUCAUAAAUCUAGCUAAAGAAAAUGGUGUAACAAUAGUCACACUUCCACCCCAUUGCAGUGGAAAGUUACAACCACUGGAUGUUUCAUGUUAUGCUCCAUUCAAAACAUAUUAUGCUGCUGCUGUAGAUUCUUGGCAAAAACAAAAUCCAGGAAAGGUUUUCUCAAUAUAUAACAUUGCCGGUUGUGUAAAUGAAGCACAUCAAAAAACUAUGAUACCAACAACAAUUGUCAAUGGAUUUAGGAAAACUGGAAUUUUUGCUUAUAACCGCGAUUUAUUUACUGAAGCCGACUAUAUGUCUAGUUUUGUAACUGACAGACCAGAUCCUGAACAUUCAACCGAAAUUGAUCUUACCGAUCCCCCACUACUCGCUGGUCCAUCAUCACAAUCAAAUGAAGAGCCUUCACUGCAUAAAUCCCAACAUGUUUUGCAAAACACAAGUGAAAUGAAAACAAUUGAUAAUAAAACUUUUAGAAGUCUUGCGGAAUUCAAAGCCUAGAAAGGCGAUUGGAAAUCUAAUUGAGAAUCUGAAAAAAAUCUAAUUGAGAACGCAGCAUCUGAAGCUGCUGCCAAAAAUUCUAAAAUCAGCAUUUCUAAAAGAAAAGAAGCAACAAAAAAAAUAUUUGUCCAAGAGUCCAGUGAUGAAGACGAUCCACUUGAUGAUUGGUCAGCUACUUCCUCAAGUGGAGGGUUAUUUGACCCUGAUGAUGUAGAACAGGAAAAUGCUGUAGAAUUAUCUUUUACUCCAGUAGAGUUUCUAAGAGUAAAUGAAUUUGUAUUGGUUGAAUUUACAGAUAAGAAAAAGUUUUAUUAUGUUGGCCGAGUGACUAAAGAAAAAAAUGACGAAGAUGAAGUAGAAAUUUCAUUUUUAAGAAAAAGUGCUACAGUGGCUCGAGCUUUUUCCUAUCCCCUAGUUGAAGACAUUGCAUUCGUUAAUAUUAAGGAUGUUAAAUUAAUAUUACCUAAUCCAGAAAAGAAACAAGGAUCCAAAAGAACACAAAGUUAUCUAAUUUUUGAAAUGUCAUUCUCAAAUUUAGAAGUACGUUAAUAUAUAGGUGGAUAUAGCUUUAUUUGUAAUCAUAUUAUUUCUUAAUAAAAAUUUGUGUUUUAAAGCUCA
Molecule: messenger RNA, 1874 nt
Organism: Diabrotica virgifera virgifera (western corn rootworm)
Lineage: Eukaryota; Metazoa; Arthropoda; Insecta; Coleoptera; Chrysomelidae
Exons: 2
Coding region: 726-1256 (176 amino acids)
Molecular function (GO): DNA binding
Source: RefSeq, a predicted model, not a curated record